Molecule: messenger RNA, 2108 nt
Organism: Solea senegalensis (Senegalese sole)
Lineage: Eukaryota; Metazoa; Chordata; Actinopteri; Pleuronectiformes; Soleidae
Gene: ccna1
Product: cyclin A1
Exons: 8
Coding region: 585-1781 (398 amino acids)
Biological process (GO): regulation of cyclin-dependent protein serine/threonine kinase activity; mitotic cell cycle phase transition
Cellular component (GO): cyclin A2-CDK2 complex; nucleus; cytoplasm
Molecular function (GO): cyclin-dependent protein serine/threonine kinase regulator activity
Source: RefSeq, a predicted model, not a curated record
UUUUAACCUGGAUUGUUAGAUUUUUUUUGUAUUUAAUGUCUUGUAACCAUGUGCACCUGCGUAAAAUGCUGGUUUGAUCUUGUACCAAAUUAUUUGAAAUGUUACUUAGUUUGGUUUCUGUUGGUAACAAAUGUGUGCAGAUCAUUCACUUUAUUUUGUCAUAUUCAUUUGAUAUUUAUGCUUUCUGAAUAUGUAAACAAGACAUUUGAAUGCAUCAUCUCUGACGUUGGGGAACUACAGUCUGAUGUUUAACUUUUACUUUACUUUAAACAACUAAACUAUGCUUAAUGACACUUUCCAACGUGUAUUUUACCUUGAAACCUUUUAAAUUUAAGCAAAUUCCUCUUGACUUGCUUAUUAUACAGUGGCUUCAUGCUGUGUAUUUUUGAAAUACAGUUUUUUGAAUCUUUAUAGUGUUUAUAAUGUCUAAUAUUUGGGGGGGCAGAAUUACAACAGACCCAUAUAUGCAAUCUAGUUAUAUUUUCAUGUCUAACUUUGUUUUACGAAGGCACCACAAAAAGUGAUUUUUAAGUGUUCGUUUUCCAUAUUGACCACUUAAUUGUCCCUGUUUCCUUGUGUUGAAGAUGAAUGCGUCUAACAGCAGCCCCAGGAGCAAAGAAAAUAUUCUCCCUGUGAUUAAAGUGCAUGCAGCCCAGCAGCGGAAGGUGCUCGGUGUCUUGUCAGAAAAUCAGCAGGGAGGCCAGUUUUCGCACAGUUCAGUCUCGGGCAGCUCCCAUCACGCCAAUGUCGUCUACACCUCCAGCUCCACCUUGGACAUCUAUGCCGAUGAGUCGCGUGAAGUCGUUCUCACAGCUUCGGGUCAGGAAGUGGUGUCGGACGGCUACGACCCUGUCCUGCAAAGGGAAGCCUUGAGCCUCAUCUGGGAGUCCAUUUCAAGCCCAUACCAGGAAUCCUCUAAGCAAUCUGAACUCGACGACUCCAUCUCAGUGGAGGUGCUGGGUGUGUGUGAGUAUGCAGAGGACGUCCACAAACACCUGAGGGAGAGUGAGGUGAAGUUCAGGCCCAUGUCGGGCUACUUGGAGAAACACCCAGAGAUCACCAGCGACAUGCGGGUCGUCCUGGUGGACUGGAUGGCGGAGGUGGCUCACGAGUACCACCUUUCUUCCGAAACCCUGCAUCUCGCCGUCAGCUUCCUGGAUCGCUUUCUGUCCUGCACGUCACACGUGAAACGGAGCAAGCUGCAGCUGGUCGGCACAGCGGCGUUGCUGAUCGCUUCAAAAUACGAGGAGAUCUGCCCUCCCGACGUGAACGAGUUCAUCUACACCACGGACAGCACCUACACUAAGAAGCAGCUGCUUCAAAUGGAGCACAUUCUCCUGAGGAUAUUGGCGUUCAGGGUGGCGGCACCCACCGCGCGACAGUUCCUUCGUCUCUUCACAUCCAUCCAGUCCGUGUGUGCCGUCACGGAGAGUCUGGCCCUGUAUGUCGCUGAUUUAAGCCUGCUGGAAAUAGAACCAUUCCUACACUACACUCCAUCAAUAGUCGCAGCUGGAGUCUACUGCCUCGCCUCGUACACUGUGGACAGAUCUCUCUGGCCAGAUUCCUUAUCUGUCUUUACUGGCUAUACCCUGGCUGAAAUUGAGCCCUGCCUCAGUGACCUCCACAAGCUGUACAUCAGUGCAGAGAGUUUCCCUCAUCAGGCCAUCAGGGAGAAGUAUAUGAGUUCAAGGUACUGCUGUGCGUCAAAGAUUGCUCCACCUGCUGUUUUGCCACAGCUCCACCCUUCUUCUGACACAUCUGCCACAGCAGAAUUCCACUGAGAAGAAAACAAACAAAGCAAAUUCCACUGCCUGUCAUAGAUGUUUCCAGACACGUUUUUUUUUCAUACAUUUUUGCCCAACACAGUGAUUUCUUUAAAAAUGAAGACUAAUAAUACCUGUGAUAGUGUGAUAGGAUGUAAAAGUAAUGUGAUGUUUAUUUUUGUUCCAGAUGAAAGAAAACACAUGUUAAAUCAUACAUUGCAGAAAUAAUCAUAUAAUAUAAAUCAAUUUAAAACAUUGUGCCUUUUUAUUUUAUUUUUUUAUCUUCCUUGUGCGUCUCCGUGUAAUGUACAUGUACUUCUAAAUAAAGAUUUGAAUUAUUUGAAA